Molecule: messenger RNA, 3181 nt
Organism: Notolabrus celidotus (New Zealand spotty)
Lineage: Eukaryota; Metazoa; Chordata; Actinopteri; Labriformes; Labridae
Gene: st3gal5
Product: ST3 beta-galactoside alpha-2,3-sialyltransferase 5
Exons: 8
Coding region: 335-1438 (367 amino acids)
Molecular function (GO): lactosylceramide alpha-2,3-sialyltransferase activity
Source: RefSeq, a predicted model, not a curated record
GCUGUAUCCGGUCUCUGAUUGGCUGAUCAGUGAGAAGGAGGCUGACUCAGAGGAGCUGGAAUGUGUACCCGCAGGCUGCUCAGCUGAGAUCACAUUCAGUGUAUGGACUCAGUCAUGGCCCAGUCGGGGACUCUAUGGACGGGUAAGCACAUUGGACUACACAGAGAGGAAAUGUAGGAGAGUAGAGUGAGUGUAAAAGAGAGAGAACGGUCACUUGCUCGGUCCGCUAACUGUUUCAAACGGCUAACGGACGCCGCCCCUAAGAGCCAGAGGGCUUCAGGCUUCAGCUCAGAACCAAAAGGACUUCCCAGAAUCCCUUGUGUACGAGAAUAAGAUGAGACUUCCUAAACGAUGGGUUGCACACAGGUGUGUGUUGGUGCUGUGUAUGGUCAUAGGUUUGCUUGGUUUGGUGUUGGUCUCUCUUCCGCUGAUGGAGACAAAGACCAACAAACCUCUGGAGUGGCACGUCAGCCCUGCACAUAAAAAGCGGGUGCAUAAGCAUGUUCAAGGAGUUCUGGAGAGUCCGUGUCGUCCCAGCAGCACCAGGCGGCGCUUGCUAGCUCGACUUCCCGCUAGCAGCAGUGAGACUCGGCCCUUCUUAUGGAAAGAUGUGCCGCUCAAUGAUGACCUCUUUCUGUAUUCUCCGCCGUUUGGGUUCAAAGGUUUCCGCGGCAGAGUAGAGGAGCUGCUGCAGCAGCUUCCAGACUCGGCCUCUGCAGCUCCGCCAGGAGACCCAUCAAAGAACUGUAGGCGCUGUGUGGUUAUGGGAAAUGGAGGCAUUCUCAAAGACCUGGAACUCGGCCCACUGAUCAACCGGUUUGACGUCAUCAUCAGGUUGAACAGCGGCCCUCUGGGGGAGUUCAGUGUGGACGUAGGAAAUCGAACCAGCAUCAGGAUGAGUUACCCAGAGGGCACGCCGCUCAACUGGGUGGACACAGACCCACACACUCUGUUUGCAGCGGUCGUAUACAAGGGCGUGGACAUCAGCUGGACCUCUGCUAUGAUCAACAAGCUGACUGUGCCUCUGUGGGACUGGCUCUUCUUCUGGCAGAAGGUUCCAAAUCAAAUCCCUCUUGAGCCCCAAAAGUUCAGGCUUAUAAACCCACAAGUCAUCCGAGAGACGGCAUUGGACCUUCUGAAAUACUCUGCACCCAGACCACGCCUGUGGGGCAGUGACCAGAAUGUGCCCACCAUCGGCGUCUCUGCACUGAGUUUAGCCAGCCUCCUGUGUGACGAGGUCAGCCUGGCAGGCUUUGGCUACAAUCUGUCCCAGCAGGGGACGCCACUGCACUACUACGACCAAAUGCCCAUGAGCAUCAUGCGGCAGCAGACCAUGCACAAUGUGGGCAAAGAGACUGAGCUCCUGCAGAGCCUUGUCAGAGAGGGAACCAUUACUGAUCUGACCGGAGGCAUUCACUGCUCCUUCUGCUCCAGCUGACCCUGACACCCUGGACUGUGAGUCUGUGGGAGGGCUUCAAAGAAAAAACACCAAUCUGUAUGGAAACACAGAGAGGCUGGUUCAUGUUUCUAAAGGCUUAUGAAGGUAUGUUGGUGAUGUGUGGACAGCUGUGAUUAGAGCUGUCCAUUUGUAAUCAUACCAGUCAGACCACAUCACUAUACCAGGUCUAAAUAAGAAAGCAUGAUACCAAACCUCUCCUCAGAUCCCAUUCCACCUCACAGCAGAGAACCUUCUCCCUAAUCUUACUGACUUCAUCUGAUCGGGGCGCAAAGAAACCCCAAAAACUCUGCCUGCACGCAACCUCAAGUUCUCAUAAAAAUGUAUAGAUGUGAUAUGUAAUCAUUUUAAUGGAACAACUCCACGUAUAUGAGCAAUAUAUUAUAUUGAUAGACUUCAUUAAUUCUUGGGUUUGUGUAACUAGAUUCUGAACUUUGUGUAACUAGAUUCUGAAGCCUCUCUGACCGUUGCCAUCUUCUGGUUUUUGAGCCAGAAGUGACCAUAUAUGGAUGAGACUGUAUCGUCUGAGGGGGCUAGGAAUGAGCAAACGCUUACUUAUCAACCAAUACCAGUGGUCCUUUCAUUCCAAAGGGUCGUGUGUAUCUGCUGAGGAUUUUAUGAAAUGGGACCCCUGCUUCUGCUGAAACAAAAUGUUCUUUAACAGCCAAUGGAUUUAUUUUGUACAACUAGUUAAUGAGACGUGUUUCUGAUCUUCAUGGUAGAUCUUUGAGCUCCAAACCAUUCCUUCCUUUAUGUUUUCUUUUGUUUCUAUAAUUUGGGACCAUAUUUAAUAAUAAUAUAUAUUCCUUUUUACUUCAUAAAGCCUGGUGCUGUUGUUCUAACACAGUAAUAAUAAUGAUUGUAUUAAUACAGCAGCUUUCCUGUUCCAACACAGCCUGACUGCUGUAAUGAUUGAGUCAUUAGCCUUCAUAGUGAAGGGACUCAAAUGAGCCAAACUUAUUCCUGACGUUUACGUUGAAUGAUACAGCUCUUUAUAAUCAUCUUAAAGAGGCAGCACAUUAUUUAUUUGUACUAACACUGGAAGAUAUGAAUCUUUAUUUGAAGGUUCAGUGGAAUGUGAAACCAUGCAUCAUAUUGUGACAAACUGCAAUAUUUCUGAGCAUAUUCAAAUCAUUUUAAAGCAAGUCAGCAACAUUUUGUGAUCGUUUGAAGAAUCAAAUGAAAUCUGGAUGAAUUUUUAAAAGUGUAACGUCUUUAAUCUGCAGUCUUUCAGAACAGCUGCGUUGUGGAAAGUGGCGCACUAUUGAAGAGUUUUAUUUAUAAAGUGUCUUUUUAAUUGUUGCGUUAGUAUAUUUUCAAUGUGUUAAACAUUUUAACUCAACAAGAUUGUUUGAUUACAUUCAGAAUGUCAAGGUAUGAUGAUUCCAUUUAACUUGUGAUGUUGCUGUAAUUUAAUUCAUGUAGACCUCACACUGUUUUGUUCUUCCUCCAUGUUGAGUAGAGAUGUGGAUUGUUCUCAGGAGAAUAAAUCAAACGCUCUAAUCUAACAGGACUGAUAUCAGGACGAGCUGAUUGGUAAACAAUGAUAGAUGAAUGGAUUAGGAAGCGGUCUGAUGAGAACUUUUUCAUGUUGAACAAAAUGUAUGAAAGAUCAAUUUGAAUUUGAAUGAAGCAGUCUUUACUACCAUGUUUUUAUAAUUCAAUCUUCUGUUUGACCUUAUUAAAUGUAAAUAUGUUGUAAAAACUAAACAAUGUGGCAGUGGA